Messenger RNA from Brenthis ino (lesser marbled fritillary), 576 nucleotides. The record is from the annotation of a GenBank genome assembly. Lineage: Eukaryota; Metazoa; Arthropoda; Insecta; Lepidoptera; Nymphalidae.
AUGUCUAAGAAAAUAGAGAAACCAAAGGCAUCCCAAAUCGCUACAAAAAAGAGACAAAGUGGAAACACUAUAAUAACAAGUGACACCAAAAUGGAAGGACAAAAACAAGACAGCGGCAUCGUAACAGAAGCAAGGAAACUAGUGGAAGAACUAUUUGAAUCGUGCAAAGAAGCUGGGAACAUGAAGACAUCCUGCAAAGAAAACAUACUCCGAAUAGCCCAAAAACUGCUGGGAAUGUUAGAGGCACAAGACAUGAACAUGCAAAUAAUAAUCAAUGGCAUCAGAAGAAUGGAACAAGAAUUACAAACAAAAACUGAAAAUGCAAUAAAAACUAUGACAGACAAACUAACAGAAGAGAUGGAAAAAACACAAAAGCAAAUAAUAGAAAGUAAUACACAGAUGCAAAACAAAAUAGAACAAAGUAUAAACUUAGAAAAAUCAUAUGCAGAAGUAGUAACAAGUACAGUACAAAAACCAAAAACAAACACAACAGACAGACAGACUUACAAUUUCGCUAUUGGAACAAAAAACACAACAAAUACAAGUACCGAUGUCAUUGAAGAAAUCCGAGCAUCA